GUUUUUGUUUUGGGUAGGUCUCUUCUCCAACCCUGUGACAAUGUAUCACAAAACCCUAUAUAAGUCUUUCUUCUUCUUCUCCUUCUUCCCAAAACCCUACAUUUCUACUACAAAAACCGCAGAAUAUAUACAAAGUAACCCUAAUAUUCUUCCAUGGCUUUCAAAAUUGCCAAGUUUGCUUAUUCUGCCAUUAAUCCUUCCAAGACCUUGUCAAUUUCACCCUAUUCUCUCUGUCAUUUUCGGUUCUCCUCGUAUUAUUCAUCUUCUUCAGAUUCAUCUUCCUCGGAUUCAUGUGUUUCAGAUUCAUGUUCUUCGGAUUCCUAUUGUGAUAAAGAUAGUGAGCUACUCAAAAGAUUUGGUACUGACUUGACUGAACUCGCUAAAAAUGGCGAGCUCGAUCCGGUUAUUGGUAGAGAUUAUCAAAUUCGACGUUGUAUGCGAAUAUUAUCGAGGAGAAUGAAAAAUAACCCUCUUCUUAUUGGCGAGGCUGGGGUUGGAAAGACUGCAAUUGCUGAAGGGAUAGCUCAGCGAAUUGUGAGUGGGGAUGUUCCAGAACCUCUAUUGAACCGACAGGUGAUCUCAUUGAAUGUAUUUUCACUAGUGGCUGGAACUAAAUAUGUUGGAAUGUUGGAGAAAAAAAUGGAAAAAAUUCUGAAGGAAGUUUCUGAUGCAAAAGGGAAAAUAGUUUUAUUCAUUGAUGAGAUCCACACUAUGGUUGGUGCAGGUUCUGCUGAGGAUAGCAACCUUGAUGUUGCAAACAUUUUGAAACCAGCACUAGGCCGAGGUAAGCUUCAAUGCAUAGGAGCGACCACCUUAAAAGAGUACAGUAGGUAUAUGAAAAAGGACUCUGCUCUUGAACGUAGAUUCCAGCAAGUGUUCUGUGAUCAGCCUUCUGUACAAGACACAAUCUCCAUUCUUCAGGGAUUGCGCAAGCGCUAUGAGUUGCAUUAUGGUGUUAAAAUAUCAGACAAGGCCCUAGUUUCAGCAGCAGUACUUGCAGACCGGUAUAUCAUGGAUCGUUUUUUGCCUGAUAAAGCCAUUGAUCUUGUUGAUGAAGCUGCUGCAAAGCUGAAAAUGGAGACCACUGCAAAGUCUACGGAAUGGGAAGAACUUAAAAAAAUGUUGCAGAGUGAGAAGGAUCUCAUUACUAAAAUUGGUUCAACUAAAAACGAGAUUGAUAGGGUUAAGAAAGAGACAGAAUCCCUGAAUAAUGCUGCUGCGUCACUUCAGAAGCAGCUGGAAGAAGCUGAGAAGAACUUUGAGGACUUACAAAAGUCCAAAAGCUGUUUGGUCUGCGAAGAAGUAUCUGACCAUAAUAUUAAAGAGGUUUUAGUUGAAUGCACUGGUAUACCAUUAUCAGACAUUUCAGAGUCAGACAUGGAGAAGUUGGUCAUAAUAGAAGAGAUUCUACAUCAAAGGGUUAUUGGUCAAGAAGUUGCAGUAAAAUCAGUUGCUGAUGCUAUUCGAUGUUCAAGGGCUGGAAUGUCUGAUCCGAAAAAACCAAUAGCGAGUUUCAUGUUCAUUGGCCCUACUGGUGUUGGUAAGACUGAGCUUGCCAAUACCUUAGCUAGUUACCUCUUUAACACAGAAACAGCACUUGUGAGAAUCGACAUGAGUGAGUAUAUGGAAAGUGAUUCUGUUUCCCGCUUAAUUGGUGCAUCUCCUGGUUUUGAUUGUCCUCAGGAGGGACAGCUUACUGAAGCAGUUCUCCACAGACCUUAUUCUGUUAUUCUAUUCGACGAGAUUGAGAAAGCACAUCCUGAUGUGCUCAAUAUCUUGUUACAGCUUUUGGGUGAUGGAAGGGUAACUGAUUCAAGCGGUAGGACUGUCAACUUUAAAAAUUGUAUGGUGAUAAUGACAUCGAAUAUUGGGUCCGAAAAUAUCCUAAGAAUUUUUGAAAAUAGCAAGGAUGACAGCAAGGAAUCAAUAUAUGAUACAAUGAAAAGGCAGACUAUGCAGUUGGCUAGAGAAGCAUUUAGGGAUGACUUCAUGAAUCGUGUUGAUGAGUUUAUUAUUUUCCAUCCUCUGAACUGCGACGAAAUUGGUAGAAUUGCCGAAAUACAGUUGAACUCCUUGAAAGAUAGACUUAAAGAGAAGAAAAUUGAUCUCCGCUACACAAAGGAAGCUAUUGAUGUUAUAGCAAAAUUGGGAUUUGACCCGGAUUUCGGAGCCAGGCCUGUGAAAAGGGUGAUACAACACAUGGUUGCGAAAGAAAUUGCAAUGAGGGUAUUCAGAUGUGAUUUUAAGGAAGAAGACUCGAUUCUUAUUGAUGCUGACAUGUCCCCAUUAGCCAAUGACCUUCCUCCCAAUAACAGAUUGCUUAUCAAGAAAUUGGAUGUUGGAAUGGUAGGACAACAUGCAGUGAGAUGUCUCUAGUGUUUUUAAAUGCUACGUUAUUUAUGUAGGCUUUUGCUUUCAGGUAACUUUGGCGGGAAAAUUAUCUAGUUAUAUUUUUGUACCUUAAUGACAAUUAAGUCCUGUAAAAAAUUUAUUAGGACAAAUGAGUCCUACUUUUGAGAUCUAUUUCUAAUAAAGUUCUAUAAAAGUUAUAAAA
Messenger RNA from Cornus florida, 2554 nucleotides. Its product is annotated as chaperone protein ClpB4, mitochondrial-like. The record is from RefSeq and is a predicted model, not a curated record. Gene Ontology annotation, cellular component: cytoplasm. Gene Ontology annotation, biological process: cellular response to heat. The coding region runs from base 154 to 2376 and encodes 740 amino acids. The transcript has 8 exons. NCBI's taxonomy places the organism in Eukaryota, Viridiplantae, Streptophyta, Magnoliopsida, Cornales, Cornaceae. Gene Ontology annotation, molecular function: ATP hydrolysis activity; ATP binding.